Messenger RNA from Alosa sapidissima (American shad), 3640 nucleotides. It is a transcript of the gene c2cd2l, whose product is annotated as c2cd2 like. Bases 471 to 2693 code for a protein of 740 amino acids. Gene Ontology annotation, biological process: positive regulation of insulin secretion involved in cellular response to glucose stimulus. Gene Ontology annotation, molecular function: phosphatidylinositol binding; phosphatidylinositol transfer activity. Gene Ontology annotation, cellular component: cytoplasmic side of apical plasma membrane. The transcript has 15 exons. The record is from RefSeq and is a predicted model, not a curated record. Lineage: Eukaryota; Metazoa; Chordata; Actinopteri; Clupeiformes; Clupeidae.
AUAGCCUACCUGACACAGUACAAAUAAUCUUUUAUAAAAACGUCGGGUGUGAACUACAUUAAGCGACGGGUGUCCUUGAUGCGAGAUAUGUAAUGAGUUGCAUGGCCCUUUAAAAGCCAAUGUUGUAGCCUAUGCGUGCGGUAGGCUGCGUUUUGACAGUUCUGUUCCUGCGCAUUACCGACUUUGUUCAGGGGCGAAGGUAGGAGGGGGAAUGGAAUCGCUUGUCCGGAGACUGAGACUGGUGGACUGUAUGGGCAACCAUCCGAUAACAGACAUGAGUUAUCGCCGGCAAUUACAUUAAAAUCGUCAUUUCAAAUCGCUCUACCGUUUCUCGCUAAAGGUGCGAGGGAUGAAGACGCGCAACCAUAAUUUGAUUAUGGACACAAUGUAGCCACGGAGCUAUUUGUCUUGGGCUAACCUAACAGGCUACACGUUAACGACGUCUUGGUGUUGAUUCCUCCACUGACUUCAUGCUUUCAGACGAGCCAGAUCUUUCUCCCCAAACGGAUCCAGCCCAGGACGGCGGUUCGUUGGCGGUGGGAGAUGAGACGGAGACCCCCAUGAGCUCUGAGUUGAUGGAUGGCCAGGACUGGAGUUGGCUGCUGCUUGUGGCUCUGUUCCUGGCCUCCCUGCUGGUCGUGCUGACUUGGCUGGUGCAGUACUCUCUGGCCAUCCUUCGUCCGAGGAGGUCAGGGUCCAGGACCCAGGGCAGGUCGGAUGCGCACUGGCAGUUACCGCUAAACUUGACGCACCAGACCCUGACGGGGGGUGUGUGGGGAUCCCUCCUUAGGCUGAGGUUUGGUCGCGGAGUGGGGGCCAGCGAGACAGAGGCAGGGGUCAAGGGGCUCCUGACUUCGCUGUUCUCCUUCAAGUCAUUCAGGGAACACUGGCAGAGAGCUUGGGUUCGAGCCCUCAACGAACAAGCCAGCAGACAAGGGAGCUCAAUUCAGAUCACCUUCAGUGAAAAUCUCCAGCUCCCCGCCUCUGCCUCCAUUGAUCGCGUGACUUGUACAGACCAGUCAGCCCACAGCAUGGUGUUGCAGUGCGUUUGUUCCGUUGACACCGUCAUGUUUCCAGUGACGGUCACUCAGCAGUCACCUGCAGCUGUAUCCAUGGACACCUACCAGAUUACCAUAGAGCCGGCGGAUGCUCAGCUGGUGGUCUCGUUGGAGGAGGUGGAGGAGGAGGGUCUCCUGGUGUCCUGGACCUUUUCCCAGCCACCUCACCUGUCAGUCAAUGUGUCCUCGAUGCGGGUCCAGAGAGAGGACUCUGACCCCGAGGUGGACCUGGACAUGAUCAGGGACCUGGUGGAGGACACCUUGUACAGCACACAGCCCGCCAUGAUUCUCAACCUGAGGGCGUGUGUCUCCAGUCCAGCGUUCCCUAAAGAUAAGCUGAUGCCUGGGCCCAACUCUCUGUCACUGGGACAACCAGCAACUCCGAAACUCUUGGUCCGCCAGCUCAAAGCAACCGGCGUCCGAAAAGUGGAGUCCUCAUGCUUACGGGAGCUGUGCUGUUCUCUAUGCUUGGACACCCCAGUCUUGGAGAAAAGGACCCGUUUCCUGACCCCUUCGUCCAGCAGUGGAGCCACGCUGGACUGGAGUGAAGACAUUAUCCUGGACCUGCGCCCAGACACCAAAGAGCUCCAAAUAAGACUGCUGGAGCGAAACAGCAAGGGAGAAUACUUCUCCCUCGGUCAGACCUCACUGCUGCUGGAUAUCUCCAGCAGAAGUCCCGCAAGCCAGCAUGUCCUCUCCAUCAGUCCUGGCCAUGGGCUCUCGUCACCAGCUUCCAUCACCUUAGAGUUGCAAUACAUGGAGUCAGCUGGUUCUAUUGCCACACCACUGCGCUCUUCACACACCCCCACCAAAAAGGUGGAUGUGGACCGCACCAUCAUGCCGGAUGGAACCAUCGUCACCACUGUGACCACCAUUCAGACAAGACCAAAGUUGGACCGGAAACUCGGAGACUCCCCGUCGAGAUCUCCAUCCAAGGUGGAGGUGACUGAGAAGAGGCCAACCGUGCUGAUGGAUGUUCCAGGAGCCAGCCUCAGCUCCACACCAAGUACUGAGAGUUCCCUGUCUAACGGGCUGGAUCCCGUAGCUGAGACAGCUAUUCGGCAGCUGACUGAGUCAUCAACCAAAGUGGCCAAGAAGACCCCCACUAAAAGGAGCACACUUAUUAUCUCUGGAGUCUCGAAGGUCCCCAUCUCUGAGGAUGACUGUGCGCUGUCUGUGGGCUACGCUGCAGCCAUGGACGCUGCCCUGCAGGGGGAGCACUCUCCCGGUGGCGGCCACAACCACUGUGGGGCUACUACCCCCCAUCCCGACGCGGACGAGACCACGCCGUCGGACGUGUCGGAGCGGCCGUCUGUGGACGAUGUGGAGUCAGAGACCGGUUCUACCGGAGCCCUGGAGACGCGUAGCCUCAAAGACCACAAAGUGGGGUUCCUCCGCAGCGGUACCAAGCUCCUGUUCCGCCGGAGGAACCGGCAGAAGGACCCGAGCUUUAGCCAGUCCCACGAGGACGUGUCCAACCUGGACAACGACUCGGCCUCCUCGAGCUCCGCCAGCGUGCGGAAGAAGUCCGGGAGUUUCUCGCGCCGUCUCAUCAAGCGCUUCUCCUUCCGCUCGUCCAAGUCGAAGGGCAAGUCCAGCGCCACCAAUGGAGGGGCCAGCGUGACUGAUAACUGAGGAUCUUGCCCCCGGAUGAUGAAGGGGACACCGGCAAGCGCUGCUCGAGAGGGAGUCUCUAAGGGGAAAAGGGAAGCGUGGGUUUCUAUAGGCUCAAGCACUGGAGAGAAAGGAAAACAUGAUGUCACAUUGUGUGUCAACCCAACGUGGUCUUCAGAAGGAGCAAUGACUAGUUUUCAAGAUUUCCUUUCCUCCAUUUUGGACUGCCUUUAUAUAUAUAUAUUAUAUAUUAUAUAUAUAUAUAUAUAUAUAUAUAUAUAUAUAAGAAAUGUGACUGGUUGCCUUUUAGGAUAGCCCACCUGCAAUUUCACAGUCCCUCACACGAUGUUGAGGAAGCGAAUGGUGUUUGAGAGACCUAUUGAUUGUUGUGUCCAGUUUAUUGAGAUGACAAGCUGUCUAUGGGAGGUAACCGCAACAAUGUUGGAAACCUUUUUGUGGACACGAGUGGUUAAACUAGUGUACAGUAUGCUAAGCACAAGGGAGAAAUAGAAUGACUUGAGAAUGAUUUACCACCUCCUGUUUAUGUUUGUUUUUAUUUAUUGGAGAAAUUGCACUUUGGACUUUUGAAUUGUUUACAAUGCUAGAGAGCUUCUAGAUUUUAUGAUUUUGUAUUGUUUACUAUCGCAAAACACUAAAUUAUUACCCAUGUUGUCUACCAAAUCUUCGGUUUCCAACCCUAGUGUGUGUUUGACAGUAGAUUUCAUUAGAUAUUCUACUGAAUAUAUAAAAUAUCCAGCCUUUGAAUGAACUAAAAAUUAUAUUGCUGGUUUUCUUUGUGGCUUAUGAACAUUUCUUGGAUAAUGUUGUUUCUGUUUGUCAAAAAAGAACACAAGUACAUACAAAUCCCUUAUAUGUUUGUGUAUUUGUAUUUAGGUUGUAAAGAAAUUGGUUAGAGUUCAAAGGGAAGUAUUUAAGUAUAAAUAGGUAUGAAGUAUAUAUAUAUAUAU